Messenger RNA from Hyalella azteca, 2230 nucleotides. Its product is annotated as beta-1,4-glucuronyltransferase 1-like. The record is from RefSeq and is a predicted model, not a curated record. The coding region runs from base 163 to 1614 and encodes 483 amino acids. NCBI's taxonomy places the organism in Eukaryota, Metazoa, Arthropoda, Malacostraca, Amphipoda, Hyalellidae. The transcript is spliced from 7 exons. Gene Ontology annotation, molecular function: glucuronosyltransferase activity.
CGUUGGUCUAGGGUGGUGUGUGGUGAUGAAGGCUCCGCGCCUCAGUGGAUGACGUUUUAAAUCAAUUCCUUGUUGAUCAUUACCAACACUGAUGGCCAAAGUUGCUGAGAGAUCAUUAUUGUUAGAUUGGAUCCGUUUUAAUAAAAACUACCGUUCAAAAAGAUGCUGUGCCGAGUGUGGGUCGUGAGCGUGCUGGGUUUACUGCUGCUCUCGCUCAGCAAUAUUUUCCUCACACUUAAAAUGAUCGGCCCGAGAGAAGAAUUCAGCGUCUGCCGUUCAUCACCGCCGCAGUUCACCUCAGACCUCGCCUCCAUGAAGCAAAUCAACCUCACGUCCUACCUCGCAUUCCUCAGGGACACGCACACCUUAUCAGAUGCGCAUCAAAAGCCAUGUGGUGAUCCCGAGUGGGCAAUCGAAAGCAGUAGCACUCCUCCUCAAUCAGCCUUCACAGUGGAUGUAUUUUCUGGUCGAUGGGAUACCAGAAGAGAGUACAAAAUACACGACUCAGUAUACAGAGGACCUCGAUACCCGACUUUGGCCAGAGAAUCUCAAGUAACCCUCGCUACUCAAUCAUCGGUUGAUCGUCUCUUCUGGAUUGUUCAAGUGGCGCGACAUUGGCUUGGGCCCAUCUCCAUUGCUGUCUUUACCCCCGACGUUGAAUUCGGGAUAGCAAAAGAGUAUUUGAAAUACCUAAUAUCUUGCUUUCCAUACGUAGGGGACAAAAUAAUCAUACACUUUGCGUAUCCGAAAGACAGACCGCCUCGCCCACUAGACGCUGAGAGCAGCGGUGAUUUCCUGGCCUUGUGCCACGAGCCUGUCACUGUCCUCAAGAACCUCCUCGGGCAGCGGUCCAAGCAAAUGAUGGCGUGGCGGGAAAAGUUGUCGUACCCUCAGAACCUCCUACGCAACGUGGCGCGCCAGAACUGCCACGCUGAGUUCGUCUUUAUCGUCGAUGUUGACAUCGUCACUCCGCCCGAAAUGUUUGAGAAGCUCGAUGCCUUCUUGAGAACUUCCGCCGUUCAGUCUUGCGAUAAAUGUGCCUUCGUGAUCCCGACGUACGAAAUAGACGAGAAGGCGCCUCUUCCGAGCAACGUGUCCGACAUGCUGGCGCUGGUGCAGGCUGGUCGCGCUCGGCCUUUCCACGAGAAAGUCUUCAUCCACAACCAGUUCUCCACGAACUUCUCAUUGUGGCAGGCGAACGUGGGCGAGUGGUUGGAUCGCUCGGGCCGGGCUACUGAGUCGCCCGUGUUCAUCAGCCACGACGUCACGUUCGAGUUUUUCUACGAGCCUUUCUACGUCGCCAGGGACGCCUACCCCGCCCACGACGAGCGUUUUGUGGGCUUCGGCUUCAACAGAAACACACAAACUUACGAGAUGUUGGUGGCAGGGUGGAAAUUCAAGGUUUUAGCGCCCAUCUUCUCCAUACACUGGGGCAUGCAGACCAAGAAAGGCAGGCCGAGGUGGCGGGAGACGCAAAAUCAAAAUAAUAGAAAACUCUUCGAAGAUUUCAAAAGAGAAAUAACUGUCAAGUACAAGAGUGACCCUCUAGGCAUGAUGAAACCUAAACCCAAGCCUGCCCCAUUGUCAUGGAAGAGGGGAAAAACUGCGAGCUGAAACAUCCUCGUCUGAACUCCAAGUAACUUUAAUGGCUUCCCAGUAAAUGCAAUGAAGUGUUAGUUGUAUGUGCUUUUGGUAUUGAAUUUCAUUAAUAAAUCAUGAUCAAAAACAGCAAUGUCCUUCAGCCUUAACGAUGGGCAUCUAGCAGACGGUUCAAAUUUUUUUAUAAUGUCCCAGUCAUAAUCACGAUUUCCGUUAUAAACACAUUACUUUCCACUCUGUCUCUUGACUGAUGACGGACCAAUAUGUCAAGAGUUGUUAUUGUUGCUAAAUCUGAUCAUGUUGCCGUGAACAAUGCAUGUAAAUACCGUCAAAUGUACGUAGCUUCUAGUGUCAAUCAAGAAGUAUUAUUGUGUAUAAAACUGAAGCCAUUGGUGCUCAUGGCCAGUUCAAAUUUAGGGCAGAGUAUAGAGCCGGCCUUCGCCGUCCAUAGGGUCGACAUCGACACGCGACAGAGCCGCGAUAGAGCAGAAAUGUCCACAUUAUAGACGAUCUCGCCCCCCGCGGAGCAGUGCUAAUCACCCUCUGAGCACCUGCCCCGGCGAGCUCUGUCCUGCGGCCUCGCUGCUCUCGCCGCACAUCUCCGGCCUUAAUGUGCUAAUUAUCUGUUCCA